Carcharodon carcharias (great white shark) is the source of this 1452-nucleotide messenger RNA. RefSeq names its product trafficking protein particle complex subunit 2L (gene trappc2l). The record is from RefSeq and is a predicted model, not a curated record. Gene Ontology annotation, biological process: endoplasmic reticulum to Golgi vesicle-mediated transport. Gene Ontology annotation, cellular component: TRAPP complex; nucleus; cytoplasm. The transcript has 5 exons. Lineage: Eukaryota; Metazoa; Chordata; Chondrichthyes; Lamniformes; Lamnidae. Bases 103 to 522 code for a protein of 139 amino acids.
GCCGCCGCCCCGAGACACAUCCCGAGAAGCAACCGCCACAUCCUGGUCCUUAUGACCCCGUGACCUGCCGGGCACGUGAGUAGGUCAGCUGAUAGGGGCAAGAUGGCGGUGUGUGUGGCGGUCAUCGCCAAGGAGAACUAUCCAUUGUACAUUAAAACUGUCCCAACGGAAAAUGAGCUGAAAUUUCACUACACAGUUCACACUUCACUGGAUGUCGUGGAGGAGAAGAUCUCAGCUGUUGGGAAGGCACUCGUGGAUCAGAGGGAGCUCUACUUGGGAUUACUUUACCCCACUGAGGAUUAUAAAGUAUAUGGCUAUGUCACCAACACUAAAGUGAAAUUCGUUAUUGUCGUAGAUUCUUCCAAUAUCGCACUGAGGGACAAUGAAAUCCGCAGCAUGUUCAGAAAACUCCAUAAUUCCUACACAGAUGUCAUGUGCAAUCCAUUCUACAACCCGGGAGAACUGAUUCAGUCCAAGGUCUUUGAUAACAUGGUUUCGGGCAUGAUGGUUCAGGUCUGCUGAGGCCCUGAAAAUCUGUGGAAUUCCUGCUCUCCCCCAGCUCUGUGCUGUGUACCAGCUUCUCCAAAAGUUUCCAGGACAGCUUUCAGUGACACAAAUGUCCUGAAUAAAAUGAAAAAUCACACAAGAUGCCAUCGGAUUCUAUGUUAAUUUAUUUAAUUUAUGGGCUGAAAGUUUCAUCAAGACUACAGUGUUUGUUACAUAAAUUUGCAUAAGACUUUUGAUUCAAUCCAACAUCUAAUCAUUCCUAAUUUAACAUCCUCUUUUUUAGCAGUUUGUUUUGUGAUGUUUAUCUUGUAUUUCCUGGCAUGAUGAGUGGGGUUGGGUGGCAUGAGGAGUAGCUUAAAAGAUGAUACUCUUGGAGUGUGUAAAGUGUGUAUAUCUUACCUGGUUAUUUCCCAGAAGCAUAGAGGAAAAGGAGAAAAUGAAUCAUGACACUCGAGACUGUUGUACAAUUGUGUUAUAAAGAGUGAAUACCCCAGUAAAACUCAUUCAGCAGCUUAACCUGUCUAAUAUCUAAGACUUGUGUGUCCUGACUGCAGGGCUGAGUCUGUGUGGAAUUGGAGGGAGAUGCCCUUUUAUAUGAGGGAGCAGGACAUUAGAUAUAGUUUUACCAAUGCUGAGGUGUUAAUUGGUUAACUGAAUCCUUUAUUUGCUGAUUCUUCCACAUCUAGCAUUGGCUGUUCUUCUCACUAAUUCGAGGAAGCAGUGUCCUGAUUGAAUCCAGGCAUCUCAUCUUCAAUUUGAGAAUUGGAAGUGCCCCAAAUAUUUGGAUUCUAUGGGUUUCUCUCCAUGCUGUUGAAUGGAGAUGUUAAAGGUUUGAUAACUAAUAGUUUGUUAGAUACAUAGUGUCUAUUAUUUGAGUUUAUGCAUAUAUUGCCCUUUGCUGGUGCAUGUGCUCUGAAUUAGAAAUAUAAUUUGAGGCUCAUCUCA